This is a messenger RNA of Apis florea (little honeybee), 3058 nucleotides long. RefSeq lists its product as uncharacterized. The record is from RefSeq and is a predicted model, not a curated record. Lineage: Eukaryota; Metazoa; Arthropoda; Insecta; Hymenoptera; Apidae.
AUCCUCGCCAGACCGGUUUCCGGCGAUCGAGUUUAUAUUAUCCCCGUCAUGUGCAAAUCUCGUUACGAACUCUGGAAAAUUGGAUCAAUUCGAGAACGCGUUCACUGUUCUAAUUCGGAAUUACAGUUUAUCGAGUUAUACGCGUGCACCUGUCCGAAGAAUCUCGACGAAGACUUUUAACCGAAUCUUCGUUUACCGCCAUCUUUUGUUCGUUACGAUUCGAAAAUAUAAAUUAUAGAAGAGAAGAAAAAGUAGGAACGGAAAAAAUGUGUUUCGCUCAAGUGAAAGCUAUUUGAACGAUUUUGUGGAAGAAACGAGUCUGUUAGUGAACCAAAACGAAUUUUACCAGUGUUGUUAGGAGAGGCGAAACAAGUGGCACGAAAGUGAAAAUAAAUAUGUAUGGAACAGUGAGUCGAAAAGAUUAGAAAAAACGAGCGAGUUCGUAUUCCGAAUGCGUACGCCAAAAGAAGCGUAAUUCGAAACGAACAAUUGUCUUGAAAUUUUCUCGAGGCUCGAACGAACGUGAACCUGAUUUACCUAGUUUUCUUAGUUUUGUAGCCGGAAUUCUCCCAUGAUUUUAUUCGGUUAAGUGAUACUUAGAUACUUCGUCAUUCGUUAAUUGUACGAAGACAAAUUGUGAGAAUUUCUUUCACGAUGAAAUAAUUCAAUAGUAUGUAGAAUUCAACGAUGGCUUUAGAAGAAUUUGUAAUGGUACACGCAGAUGACGCGAUGACGCUGCAUUGGUGGAUGCACUGGUUCUGGGUUACCGCUCAAUUUCUCGUAAUUUUAGGAAACCCGGUGCCAUCGAGCACGGGUGAGCCUCGUGACCAGGUGCAGCAGGAUCGCCUGAGCUCGGAAUCGACGUCGAAAAUUACCUCGAUCGAGGCCGAGAGGAGCGAACCGCGACAGAGUUUUCGCGUGGCCAAAGCCAUCGGUCUUCAUCCAUCCACGAAUACGGCUGUAACGUUAGACAGGCAAUCGAGUACGAUUUCGACUCCCGUGGAAAUGGUGGCGAGCGUGGUCGAAACGAGUACUAAUCCCGCGGAAGAGUAUCACGGGAACGCGAGUAACGCGGUCAGUCUGGACUCGACGAAAAGUUUCACGCCUCAACGAGUCGCAGAUACCGUGGACAGGAUUCGUAAUUCGGCGGGGAAGAAGGAUAGUAAAGUCACGUGGAUCCUAACCACGAACAAAACCGGUGGUAGAUCCAAGUACGAGCAAGAAGAGAAAAUGGAUGAAAAUGGGAAUCGGAACGGCACCACAUUGGACCAAGUGGAGGAUCUCACGGUACUACCUCUUCAGGAAGAGGUGUCUAGAAUCAGGCUGGUACUGAAUAAAACGAAAUCCUCCUCUCUUUUAUCUUCUUCCUCUUCCUCCUCUUUGUCCUCCUCUGCCGGUAAUUCCGGUAUCAAGACGUUCAAUCGAUCCGACGAUGUCGAGAUCAACGACGACGACGACUUUGUCGAGCCACAGUUAUUUGCCACAGCUGCGUCCAUUCUCGAAGUUGGUGUGAGCGAACCUACGCGGCUGAGCAGAGCGCGAAGUGCGUUUCCCAAAGAUUUCCAAAGGGAUCAAGUACAGGAAGAUCAUCUUUCCGAUUAUAAUGAGAGCAAUAGCGAGAAGCAAGAGAACACUUCGAGAUCAACGGUAGACAUUGCCGCUAUUACCGGAAGUUGCCUAGCGACUGUAGUUUUACUCAGCACAAUGGGUAGCCUUGGAUUCAUUAUGUACAGACGUAGGUAUCUGAAUCCGCCGCAAACGCUUAAUAGCGACAAAUGCAGUAAUCCCGAUAGUUCCGGUUAUAUCGAUGAUUCUACUAUUCGUGAUAAUUCCGAAGAAAUGUACAGUUUGGAUAACGAUUCGUUCUUAAAUUCGUUAGAAGCAAUGACAAUACAGAAUUAUUGGACGGAUAGUGUGAAGCAUACGAAACUAUGACAAAAGAAGAUAAUUCAACCCGGAAAGAGGAUCGAAACGUUCAGUAUUUCCGAUGGUGAAGCGCACGAACAAGUAUCGUUGUUGGAACAGUAGUACUUACACGACGAGUGCCCGGCGUUUUGUAAUUGAAUGCGCAAAGAGAUUGAAUUUAUCGUAGUAAUCGUAUAGAUAUGCAGGAAUUUUAUUUUUUUCUGAUGAAUCGUUAGCGAUUUCGAUGCAAGAAUGAGCGAAUAAAAUAUUUUAAACAUUUUUGACAACUUUUUAGAUAAAUUCCGUCGGUUUUAUAAUUUCUUAAAAGAAACUGACGAUACGUCAAAAUUACAAGAUUUGUGCGUGUAUUAUAUUCGCGCUAACAUCGCAUACAAAUUUGUGAAUAUUGAACGCGUACGAUGUAAAACGCAAUACUUUUCACGCACAUAUCUUGAAUUUUGAUUUUGUCACUCGUAUUGUUCUACCACUAUUUUUCUACUACAAAUGCAAUUGGCAAUAGUUAAAUUUAAACAGCGAUACGGUCACUUUCAUCGGAUUAGUGACUGAAUAGUGCAAUAAAAUGUACUUUAUCGAUAAUUAUUGAAAUAUACUUUUUAGAACAGUAAGUACAAAUAAGGUCAUUAAUGUUUAACUAAAUAUAUAUUAGAAAUACGAGACAUAAUUUAAUAAAUCUGAAAUUCUCGUAAAAUCAAUUGCAGUAUGAUAAACAAUUUCAUUAUUAUUGAAUUUUAAUUUCUAUAAAUUGUACUUAUAUAUAUUAAUCAUUUUAAUUUAAGAUUCGAUUUUAACAUUUCUUAUUAUCUUUGAACUCUAUUGAAAAAUUACGGUUUUUUCUAAUAGGAUAAUAGGAGUCGAAUUGCUCGCUUGCAUAUACAAUCAGCUUCAAAUAUUUUCAAGAUAGAAUCGGGCUAAUAAAAAAUCGGACCAAAUACGUACCGUAGUUUAUAGCUUUAUGCCUUUAUAACAUAUCCAGCAAGAAGUAAGGAGAUUUCAUUCGUUUUUUUCACUUCACUUCAGCUUGUACAUAUGUACAUGUAUAUGUACUAUAUAAUAAUUACAAAUAUAUCUAUGUAUAGUGCGAAUUUUCCGACGGUUUCUCGAAACUUUCGAAAUACAAUUACGUUUUAGUAGA